GGAAGUUGUACCACUCUUUUGUUUUGGAACUUAUAAUUUCAUGCUUGGGUCGAGUCGUAGUCGUAUAACCUUUGUUAAAGUUGUAAUUAUUCCUGUACACGCAUGAUAUUAUUACUUACACGCAAAGCAGAUACAUAUGCAGUUUGUUCUACUGUCUUAACGUUUAUGUUUGAUAGUUUGGGGAGGCCUGCUGUGUUCAUGCUAGCAAGUUGGCUAACAGAAUGGUAUCCAAAGGCAACAGCCCGUAAGGUCGGUGAUUAUUUAAAGCUAAUUAGCCAGUUAGCUGGCGAGCUAUGACCGCAGUCAGACUUGCCUCAUGACUCUACUCGACAGUGUUUGUGUUUGUGGAGUGUAUAUGCACCUUCAACCAACAUUUAGGCUCGUAUGACGUAGCGUUGACACGUUAACAAACUGUGGCUCGCUUUGGCAUCACCUGUUAGCCAGCCAGCUAGCUAGCUCGCUUCUCAGCCUACACUUGUGCCCAUGGUGAAUACAGUUCGUUAGUGAAAGAGCUGUUUUAGGCUGAAGGAAAGAUGCCGUGCACGUGCGGGAACUGGAGGAGGUGGAUCCGGCCUCUGGUGGUCCUUCUGUAUAUUUUGCUGCUUCUUGUGGUCCUUCCCCUGUGUAUUUGGGAACUGCAGAAAUCAGAGGUCGGAACCCACAACAAAGCAUGGUUCAUUGCGGGUAUAUUUGUGUUUAUGACUAUACCUAUAUCUCUGUGGGGAAUCCUUCAGCACCUCGUGCACUACACACAACCCGAGCUACAGAAACCAAUCAUUCGGAUCCUUUGGAUGGUUCCUAUAUACAGUUUAGACAGCUGGAUAGCUCUGAAGUACCCUAACAUUGCCAUCUAUGUGGACACCUGCAGAGAGUGCUAUGAGGCUUACGUCAUCUACAAUUUCAUGAUCUUCCUGCUCAAUUACCUUGGUAACCAGUAUCCCAGCCUGGUGUUAAUGCUGGAGGUACAACAGCAACAGAAGCACCUCCCCCCUCUCUGCUGCUGCCCGCCCUGGCCAAUGGGAGAGGUGCUACUGCUGCGGUGUAAACUGGGAGUUUUACAGUAUACUGUAGUCAGACCUGUCACCACCGUCAUCGCCCUAAUUUGUCAGCUUUGUGGGGUCUACGACGAAGGAAACUUCAGCUCGAAAAAUGCUUGGACCUAUUUGGUUAUUGUCAACAACCUGUCCCAACUCUUUGCCAUGUACUGCCUGGUGCUGUUCUACAAGGCCCUGAGAGAAGAGCUCAGUCCCAUUAAACCAGUGGGCAAAUUCCUCUGCGUCAAACUGGUGGUGUUUGUGUCUUUCUGGCAAGCUGUGUUCAUCGCUCUCCUGGUGAAGGUGGGCAUAAUCUCGGAUUCUCACACAUGGGACUGGGAUAGUGUGGAGGCUGUGGCCACAGGACUACAGGACUUUAUCAUCUGUGUGGAGAUGUUCCUGGCGGCCAUCGCUCAUCACUUCAGUUUCACCUAUAAGCCUUACAUCCAGGAGGCCGAGGAAGGCUCCUGUUUCGACUCCUUCCUCGCCAUGUGGGACAUCUCGGACAUCCGUGCCGACAUAUCCGAGCAAGUCCGCAACGUCGGGAGGACGGUUAUGGGCCGCCCCAGGAAAACGUAUUUCGGUGAGGAGGCCGAACAUGACGAGCACACGGGCCUGCUGUCGUCUGGGGCCCAGGGCCCAAUCACAGAAGCCUCUUCUACGCCCCCCUCCCCAAAGGGGCGGUACCAGGGCCUAGGCCGCACCCCAACCCCCCACUCACUCUCUGCCCCCGCUGGACUCAGCUCCACCCCUUGGGAGGGAGACGUAGACGACAUCCCGCCCACCGUCCUGUCUGGAGACCCCAAAGACCACCCCAGUUCAGACUACGCGACCAUCACAUAGCCCGCCCCUGAACGUUAGCGGUUUUAGCUACUGCAGCUAACGCGUGUCAAACCUUUAGCGGUUCGGCUAACGCGCUAAAGCUUCAGUAGCUAACACUCAAGUCAGAAAUGGAGUUGGGUUUACAACCAGUAAAGGCCCGCUCUUGACUUUUAGUCCGGCAUUACACUGCUGAAAGACUUGACCAAAAAAUAAACCACAGUACACAAACAAAGCACAUUGUAGUCUAGCAAUAUGGGAGUUUGUUCUGAGUCAGGGCCAUGACCUUCAAAAGACCUUUCCUCAAGACAGCUUCAUGAAUGUUAAUUAGUCGUGAAUUACAUCAUGGUACGUGACGGACGAUUGCUUUAAACUCUAAUUUGCUUUUAAAAGCCGCAUUGGGAGUGAUCAAAUCAUGUGAUGAUUUCUCUGAUUAAAUUAGUAUUAAUGUCAAAGUUUAUCUGAUUGUUUUAAACCAUUUUAAGAGGGAGAGCAGAAAUCAGUCUCUUUUCUUUCUUUGAGGAAAAACUUCAAAGCGUUAGUAUUUUUAGGGUUCGACCAUCAGAAACUGACUGGAGUUACUGACUUGCGCCUCACAUAAAACUGAAACUCGAAAAAACUCAAAAUAUAAGCUUACUGCACUGGGUGUCAGUGGCUUUGCAUAAGCCAGGCAGCCACAGUGUGCCUGUAGCAAAGACAAGCUCGUGGAGAUUAAACUGAAGCAGACGGCAUGUCUGCGAUGCAUGUGGGUCUCACAGCCGAAGCCUCAAUUCACUUCUGAAACACUUACACAUCUCUGCAUCAACAGCACUUUCUGUUUCGACUGGUUGUUUGUUACUUUUUGGUUUGUUUGUUUUUUGGAAACGAUUCAGUAACAUUUGGUUAGUCUUGGGUACCAGUUGAUGAGAGAUUGUCACAGUUGUGCUAACUUGACUCUGUAGAAAAAGGACGGAUUUUCAUUUAUCUGUUCUUUGAAAGGAAAAUGUUCUGCCAAGCCGACGUACAAAUAUUAGCCAAAGCUGUCUAUUAUCAUUUUUCGUUUGUUUCUUUUUUCUGAAUCUGUUUAUAAGGUUUCUCUUUAACUCAUGCGUCAUUCAGAAGCCUGAUGAAAUAACCAAUAUCUUCCACAACUCAAACACUUGAAUUCCUGCUGUAAUACGCUUUUUUUUGUUUGUUUGUUUGUUUUUUCUUUCGUUCUUUUUAAUAUGUCAUAUAGUUGGGUCACACACAGGCAUAUUCGUGUAAUGACUGAUCUUGAAUAAUGGAAAAUGAUUUUUCUCUUCCUCUUAAUAUUUUUCUUUAAGUGUCAUAUCUGUGAGCAGUAAUCUGAUCGGGGAGGACAUUUCCUGUGUCACUGUCAAAGCAGCUUUUUUUCAAUGCCUUAUCUGUCAGUGGUUGUUAUAAAUCAUUAAACCUCAGAGGGGAGAGAGA
Molecule: messenger RNA, 3284 nt
Organism: Chanos chanos (milkfish)
Lineage: Eukaryota; Metazoa; Chordata; Actinopteri; Gonorynchiformes; Chanidae
Gene: tmem184c
Product: transmembrane protein 184C
Exons: 10
Coding region: 534-1877 (447 amino acids)
Source: RefSeq, a predicted model, not a curated record